CCAUCAAUCCCCCUUGUCCUUGCUUAACUCCGUGCAGAAACAGAACCCUGCCGGCCGAUCCCACCGAGCAUGGCUGUGCUCCACCUGCACCUGUACCUGACGGCCUUGGGCUGCUGGGUGACACAAGUGUCCAGCUCCCUCCUGCUGCCCAACGCCACCGAGCUGCUGUCCCCGCCCGGGGGCUCGGCCGCGGGGCUGCUCUGGGCCGGGGCGGUCCCGCGGGGCCGGCGGAGGCGGCACCUCUCUGCCCACGACAUGAGCGCCAUCCUGGACUACCACAACCAAGUGAGGGCACAGGUGUUCCCCCCUGCUGCCAACAUGGAGUAUAUGGUGUGGGAUGAGCGGCUGGCCAGGGCAGCGGAGGCGUGGGCUACACGCUGCCUGUGGGACCACGGCCCCCCUGAGCUGAUGAAGUAUGUGGGACAGAACCUCUCCAUCCAAUCGGGCAGGUACCGCUCUGUCAUGGAUAUGGUGAAAUCCUGGCACCAGGAGAAGCAGCACUACUCCUUCCCCCACCCCCGGGAGUGCCACCCCCGCUGCCCGUCCAAAUGCAGUGGCUCCAUCUGCAGCCACUACACGCAGAUGGUGUGGGCAACCUCCAGCCGCCUGGGCUGUGCCCUGAACACCUGUGCCAAUGUGCAGGUGUGGGGCAGCACGUGGCGCCAUGCCAUCCUCCUCGUCUGCAACUACGCCAUCAAGGGCAACUGGCUGGGUGAAGCGCCCUACAAGGUGGGGCGGCCAUGCUCAGCCUGCCCCCCCUCCUACAGCGGGGGCUGCUCCAACAACAUGUGCUUCACCGGAGUCAAAUCCAACCAAGUCAGCUGGUUCUAGGGCUGCAGCAAGCCCAGGAGGAGCCCCAGGAAUGGAGAUGGGGUGAACAAGAAUUAUUUAUAACACUGACCCCCCAGCAGCCUGGCUGUCCAACCUGCUUCAUCCCUAAUGCCACGUAGGAAAAUGCUUUUCUAAUACACCUCUCCAGCAGUGUUGUCUGGCUGCUUCCCACUCUGCAGGAACUAGGGACAGUUCAGGUCCAUAUUUUCUGAAACACGGAUGGUUUAGGGGUGCAUGGAGGGAGUGGGGCUGGUUGGCAUGGCCCCUGCUCUGCAGACUCGGUGGGCUUUCCCCACUGCCCCCGGGUGCCAAGGCAGAGGCUAGUGGAAGGGAAAACCAAGAUGUUCACCUCGUGAUGAGCAGCUGGA
Molecule: messenger RNA, 1199 nt
Organism: Oenanthe melanoleuca
Lineage: Eukaryota; Metazoa; Chordata; Aves; Passeriformes; Muscicapidae
Gene: R3HDML
Product: R3H domain containing like
Exons: 5
Coding region: 70-831 (253 amino acids)
Source: RefSeq, a predicted model, not a curated record